Molecule: messenger RNA, 859 nt
Organism: Ornithodoros turicata
Lineage: Eukaryota; Metazoa; Arthropoda; Arachnida; Ixodida; Argasidae
Product: ADP-sugar pyrophosphatase-like
Exons: 9
Coding region: 46-768 (240 amino acids)
Biological process (GO): nucleoside phosphate metabolic process; ribose phosphate metabolic process
Cellular component (GO): nucleus
Molecular function (GO): ADP-ribose diphosphatase activity
Source: RefSeq, a predicted model, not a curated record
CCCCGCCACCACUUGUUGGGGAGUAACAGCAGCAGCGGCCGCAUCAUGCUUCGAGGUCAUUCCAUGAUGGCUCCGUCGCCAACCCCCGCACAUUCACGACGAAUCGACAAGAAAAAGUUUGUCCAUCUGUCAUCUCAGGAAAUUGCCCGAGGAGAAUUCUUAAGCUUGCACAAGUACAAAUAUGUGGAUGCUUCGGGGGCAGAAAGUACUUGGGAAGUGGCAGAACGACACAAAAAGCACGGAGACACAGAUUCUGUGGCAUGCAUCCCCGUGCUCCGAAGGCAUCUGAAAUACGACUGUUUGGUUCUGGUUAAGCAAUACAGACCUGCCACCAAGUCAUUCACCCUAGAAUUUCCUUCAGGUCUUAUGGAGAACAUGGAGCCCCUUGCACAACACGCUGCGCUUCGGCGGCUCCACUCCCAGACAGGCUACUGUGCUACCACAGCGAAGCAAGUGAGCCCAUUGACUGCUUGUGACCCUAUCCACACGGGAUGCACAACCAAGAUCGUGUCUGCUGACGUCAAUGGAGAUGACCUUCUGAACCUCAAGGCCGAGCAGAACUUCGGCGAAGGAGAGAUGUACGAGGUAGUCCAGAUUCCUACCAACGAUGUCCUGCACAGACUGAACGAAUACAGCAAGGAAGGCUACGUCAUCGACUCCAAGGUUUACACGUUUGCACUCGGUCUCGCAAUGGGCGUCAAGAUUGGGGAAAGCAACAGCGCAACGGAAGAAAACGAUGUACAAUUUGUUACCAAUAUCAUUGACUAGUAACGGUGACGCACGGUAUACGGGUCCGAUAAAAUGGAAAAUAUUUUAAAACGUCCUACUGAGAAUAAUAAACUUUACCGUGUAUCGGCUA